AUGGUUUUUGGAAAAGCUUGUCACUUGCCGGUAGAACUUGAGCAUAAAGCAUAUUGGGCUUUGCAAAAGCUCAACUUGGACUAUGAGGCUGCAGCCGAGAAGAGAAUGUUCGAUAUGAAUGAGAUUGAUGAGUUUAGGCUACACGCUUAUGAGAGUGUUGAUCUCUACAAGGAACGUGCCAAGAAGAUACAUGAUGCAACUAUUAAGCCUCGUCAAUUUCAUGAAGGACAGCUGGUUCUUUUGUACAACUCUAGGCUAAAGCUCUUCCCGGGAAAACUCAAGUCAAGAUGGUGGGGUCCCUAUGUGGUGCACAAGGUGUACCCCUAUGGUGCUGUUGACAUUCAAGACCCGAAAAAUGACAAUUUGUGGAAGGUUAAUGGCCAACGAUUGAAGGCCUAUGUUGGUGGUGAAAGUGGUAAGGAAGCAAGUGAGGUUGUCACACUAGAGAGUCCGAAAGUGUAG
Molecule: messenger RNA, 462 nt
Organism: Salvia splendens (bonfire salvia)
Lineage: Eukaryota; Viridiplantae; Streptophyta; Magnoliopsida; Lamiales; Lamiaceae
Exons: 1
Coding region: 1-462 (153 amino acids)
Source: RefSeq, a predicted model, not a curated record